UUUGACCUCUAUCUUCCUCUGUUCUUGCUGAAUCCAACCUAUAAAGCUAUGCUUGCUAUCCUAGCCCCAAAUUCUCUGCUAUUCCUUUCUUGAAAAUCCCUCUAGUCCAAGCGGUCGCUAACACUUGUUCUUUUCAUGUGAAUUGAAGUGCCACCAACUCGCUGGCGAGGCAAGUGGACUGCUGGGAUCCAAAAGCUAGGUUGAAAGUUCCUCGUUUGUUUUUAGUAUAAAAUUGGUACAGUUACCGAGUCACAGAGUUGCUCUCAAGUCUCAACCACCACUUACUACAAAAUUGAUUUUUGCAUGGACCUAGUGCAAGUCUUCAGGUCAACGGCAUGUCUUGUACCCGGGCACCUACCUCUGCCUGAAGAGGAAACGACCGGCUCCAUCGGCGUUUCUCUGCCGUCCAUGCCGCCGCCGGCACGCUGUGGUCUCGUUGUAGAGGCAGAGUCACAUAUGCGAGCAAAUAAACUGGUUCGCUGAGAAAGAUUUCAAGAAACGAGUGGAUCGGACAUGACAUGGAAGCAUGUCUGGGAGGUAUGGGGCGAGUGGGAGAUCCGUGUGCUGGUCCUGUCCAGCCUCACCCUGCAGGUCUUCCUCCUCUUCGCCGGCGGCCUGCGCAAGCGGGUCGCGGAGUGGUGGCUGCGCAUGCCGCUCUGGCUCGCGUACCUGCUCGCCGACUACAUCGCCAUCUACGCGCUGGGCAACCUGUCCCAGAACCAGAGGCUCUGCGGCGGGUCGCGGGACGGCGAGAUGCACAUCCUCGUCUUCUGGGCCCCGUUCCUCAUUCUCCACCUCGGCGGCCAGGACACCAUCACCGCGUUCGCCGUCGAGGACAACGAGCUGUGGUUGCGCCACUUCCUCAGCCUCGUCUCGCAGGUCGUCCUCGCCGGAUACGUCUACUGGAAGUCGCGCCCAGGCGUCCGGCUCAUGGUCCCGGCGGUCGUGAUGUUCUUGGCCGGCGUGACAAAGUACGGCGAGCGGACGCUGGCGCUCAGGGCGGCGAGCAUGGGCAGCCUGCGCAGCUCCAUGCUUACGCCGCCGGACCCCGGACCCAACUAUGCCAAGUUCGUGGAGGAGUGCCAGUCUAGGACGGACGCCGGGCUGGUGGCCAAGAUCGUCAUCGUGCCGGAGCGGCCUCCGGACGACGACGUCCACGUCGAGGUGAAGCGGGAGGCGUACGGCGACCUGGUGUACAACGCGCACAGGUUCUUCCACACUUUCCGCCGCCUCUUCGUUGACCUCAUCCUCAGCUUCCAGGACCGCAUCGACAGCCUCGCCUUCUUCCGGAAGUUGGAGAUGGACCAGGCGUUCAAGGUCGUGGAGAUCGAGCUGGUGCUCAUGUACGAGUCCCUCCACUCCAAGUCCCUGGUGAUCCAUGGCUGGCUCGGCCGAGGCGUGCGCGUCUUCACCCUCGCCGCGCCGGUCGUGUCGCUCGUGCUCUUUACCCGCGCGGCCGGCGACAGGCGAGACUACGCGCCCGUUGACGUUAGCAUCUCCUACGUGCUCUUGGGCGGCGCAAUCUUCUUGGAGUUCUACGCCAUCCUCCUGAUGGUCAUCUCCCCAUGGACCUACGCCGACCUGCGAGCCAGAGAGCGGCUCCGGCCGGCGGCAGAGGUGGUAUUUUGGCUGAUCAAGUCCUUCCAGCCGGAGGCGAGACCGAGGUGGUCGAAUCUUAUGUCGCAGUACAACCUGAUCAGCUACUGCCUGAAAGACAAUCCCCGCUGGUACAAGGGGCUCAUGGAGUGGCUGGAGUGGAAAUGGAACUUCCGGGUCAAGACGAUGUGGGACAGCUGGAGGUACACGAAGAAGAUCCCCGUGUCGGAGCAGCUGAAGCGCCUCAUCUUUGAGCAGCUCAAGAGCAAGGCGAACAGCACCAUGGAUCCCAAGAGCUACCGGAAGCUCGGCGAGCACCGCGGGCAGUGGGCGCUCCAGCGCAAGGGCCUGUACCAGCAGCUGGGGUGGAGCGUCGACUGCGAGUUCGACGAGAGCAUCCUCCUCUGGCAUAUCGCCACAGAUCUCUGCUUCUAUGCCAACCAUAAAAACAUUUCUGACCCUCUGGCGGCGAUGAGCAGGGAGAUAUCUAACUACAUGCUCUUCCUUCUGGUGAUGCGCCCCUUCAUGAUGACGGCGAGCAUCGGUCAGAUCCGGUUCGGCGACACCUGCGCGGAGGCCAAGAACUUCUUCCGGCGAGCCGAAGAGAUCGAAGACGAGGAGGGCUGCGCGGACAGGCUCCGGGACGUGGACACGUCCAUCGCCGAGCCACGGGACGUGAAGGGGGACAGGAGCAAGUCGGUGCUCUUCCAGGCUUGCAAGCUCGCCAGGCAGCUGCUGGAGCUGGAGAGAGCGACGGAGGACAAGAGGUGGAGGCUCGUCGCCAGCGUGUGGGUGGAGAUGCUCUGCUACGCCUCCGGCAAGUGCAGCGGGAACGCGCACGCCAGGCAGCUGAGCCAGGGGGGCGAGUUGCUCACCGUGGUGUGGCUGCUCAUGGCGCACUUCGGCGUGGGGGACCAGUACAGGGUGGAGUCUGGACACGCCAGGGCCAAGCUCGUGGUUGACACCUAGAGCAAGCACUGUGCCUAAACAAACUCCUUUAGUGUUGUGAAGGUACCCGAUCCGUAGGAUUAGGAAGUGAAGGAAAUUAAAUGGGAUCAUAGUGGACAUGACGCUCAAAUCAGUGGCGAGUUAAGACUUUACGUAUUAUUGACACGUGGGGUUCAAGGGCCACAUGUUAGUGAGAUAUAAAAUCGCAAAUCUUGAUCACAAGUGAAUUGAGUGUCUUUUCCUA
Messenger RNA from Phragmites australis (common reed), 2788 nucleotides. RefSeq lists its product as uncharacterized. The coding region runs from base 514 to 2565 and encodes 683 amino acids. Lineage: Eukaryota; Viridiplantae; Streptophyta; Magnoliopsida; Poales; Poaceae. The record is from RefSeq and is a predicted model, not a curated record. The transcript has 2 exons.